Molecule: messenger RNA, 1227 nt
Organism: Hyaloperonospora brassicae
Lineage: Eukaryota; Oomycota; Peronosporomycetes; Peronosporales; Peronosporaceae
Source: the annotation of a GenBank genome assembly
AUGUUCCGUAUCGUGCGAUCGACAUCGAGCGUCUUCAAGGUCUCUACUCAUUGCUACCGCCUCGAGUCAACCGGUCCGCAACGUGGCAGUCGGUUCCUGCAAAGCCUCGUGCAGUCGCGACCGCAAGUCAAUGCCGAGUCGACUGGAGGGUCUACUUCGCUGAGUUUGGCUGCACUUGCCGGCGCUGCGGCACUGAGUGUCGGGCUGGAAGCGCAGACGGAAGGCGUGACGCACGCGCGAGCAGCGAUGACUGCCGAGCCCAUGCGGCCGUCCAAGUGGCACUUGUUUGACCAGAUUGGCUCGGGGGCAUAUGGCACCGUGUGCCUUGGGAUGCACGAGGAAUCCGGCGAAGUGGCUGCUAUCAAGAAGAUGGUCGUCGAGCGGGCGAGCGAUAGUCGAUCGUACGUGGCGCUCGAGCGCGAGGUCGGGGCCCUCAAUCUCGUGAAAGCGCUCGGCGGCCACUCGAGUAUUGUCGACUUGCGUGACGUGUACGUGGACGGUCGCAAUGUGUACGUGGUCACGGAGUUAGCACGAGGAGGAGAGCUCUUUGAGCAAAUUGCGACGUUCGGGUCGUUUGCGGAAGCAAAGGCACAAGCGAUUGCGCGUGAAUUGACGAGCGCGCUGUCGUUUCUGCACCGACAUGGACUCGUGCACAAGGACGUGAAGCCCGAGAACAUUCUCUUCAGUGCCCGUGUUGUUGAUCACAAGAAGCACAGCAACAGCAGCAGCAGCAGCAGCAGCGCUUGUCGUCGACAGGAGAGCGCUAGUCUUGUCAAGCUGGUGGAUUUUGGCAGUGCUGGACCUGCAGGCGCGAUCGCGAGUGUUGAAGACAUUGGCACGAGUGCGUACUUGUCGCCUGAGGUCCUUUCUUCGGGCCUCUGCACCAGCGCGUGCGACAUGUGGGCGCUAGGCUGCGUGCUGUACAUUAUGCUGAGCGGGUCGCAUCCGUUUGAUUUGGACGGAAUGUCACCGGACCACGUGGUUGAGCACCGCAUUGAAGCAGAGCCGAUCACGUUUGCCUUCAGUGCCUGGAACAACGUCUCACCCGAUGCGAAGGACCUCGUCUCGAAGCUACUGGUCAAAGACCCAGCGAUGCGUCUCACAGCGGAUCAGAUGCUGCAACAUCCAUGGAUGACUGCCGCGACGGAAGCGAUUGCUGCUACGGAUCGUCUGCAUGUGCCUUUGCCAUUGCUGGCGGGGCAGCCGAUUCCGAUGGUUUCUGCGUGA